GUAGCUGCCAAGCAGAGCAGCCCCCGCAAGACCACGCAGGCUAUUGCCCGGAGGGCGCGAGGAGAGGGGCACAAGGCGCAGGAAGCCGCUCCAACAGCACCAAGCUGCCAAGAGGGCGCCCUCGACAUGCCAGAAGGAAGAUGGGUCCGCCUUUCGACAGAGAAGCCCACCAGCACCGUUUAUGUGCUCGGUACGGAAACGUCCCUCGACGUCUGCGGGUCGGCUCCUACUGGUGCAGCAGCCUUUGACGUCUGGGGGACUUCGGGCCUGAACCUCUUUAUUGUCCAUAAUGGGGAGGUUUUGAAGAUCCCCUGCUGCGUAACCAGAUGGCCCCUAAACAGCAGAGUGGAAGUGAUAGUAACAAUGGAUGCGCCGAGUGUGGAAGUCGAUGAGGACAAGGUCAGGAUUUCGUACUACAAGGACAAGGGGAAGACGCCCAUAGCGAAAGCCGUGCUGCACCUCACCUGUGUGGAAAUUUCCCUGGAUGCCGAUACGAGCCGUUCGGGAUCCGUGCACAGAAAUGCUAAGGAUAAGAAAAAUUGGACGUGGGGUCCGGAAGGUGCAGGAGCCAUCCUCCUGGUCAACUGCGACAGAGAUGACCCUGAAACGAAGGACGUGGACAACAAGGACCAGAAAAUGCAGUCAUUCAUGGACCGCGGGGAUAUGUCCCUUAUGAUCCUGACGACGCGUGGGCCUGACGACAUUUUUGAGGAUCACCAGCUGGUUCUCCACGUCUCGGCAUCUGACACUGACAAAGUGGGCGUCUUCCAUGCUCAGGGGCGAAAAAAGAAACUGAGCCAGCACAAGCAUGUUCUGGGGUCUGGGAAGCUCUCCUACCUGGUGGAACACAGCAGUGGCCAAGAAGAGAAUUUUUUCUACGUGGAAGCGCUUGCCUUUCCGGACAUCACCUUCCCUGGACUUGUGUCCUUCCAUGCCACGCUGCUUGAGGCCACCACCCAGGAACUGCCUGAGGCUCCCAUUUUCAACGACACUGUGGUCUUCCACGUUGCUCCAUGGAUAAUGACCCCCAACACUUUGCAGCCAGUAGCUGUUUACGUAUGCAGUAUGAAAGACAACACUGCGUUUGUGGCGGACAUUAACAAGCUGGCCAAGAAAGCUGGUUGCAAAGUGAUUGUCUGCCCAGAAGUGGAAAAUCGGGGUGACCAGUGGAUCCAGGAUGAGAUGGAGAUUGGGUACACUCAAGCACCGCACAAAUCAUUUCCUGUGGUCUUCGACUCCCCGCGGAACAGAGGCCUGGAUGGCUUCCCAUUUAAGACAGUUUUGGGCCCUGAUUUUGGUUACGUGACCCGGGAACCAGUGAAUGAGAGUGUCUCCAGCUUGGACUCUUUUGGGAACCUGGAGGUCAGCCCUCCAGUGACUGUCAAGGGCAAGGAGUACCCCCUGGGGAGAGUAAUCCUGGGGACGUACUUCCCUAGUCUUCAUGGUCAAAAGAUGGUCAAGGUUGUCCGGGACUUCCUUUAUGCCCAGAAAGUGCAAUCGCCCAUUGAACUGUAUUCUGACUGGCUGCUGGUGGGGCACGUAGAUGAAUUCAUGACCUUCGUCCCAGCCCCCGACAGAAAGGGCUUCCGCUUGCUCCUGGCCAGCCCCUGCGCCUGCUACAAGCUGCUGAAGGAGAAGGAGCAGGAGGGCUACGGCGAUGCCAUGAUGUUUGAUGGACUGGAAGAAGGCAAACAAUCCUCAGUUACGACGAUCCUGGCUGAUAAAUCCUUGAGGAGCAGCAACGAGUAUUUCCAGAAAUGCAUCGACUGGAACCGGGACAUCCUCAAAGGGGAGCUGGAACUGACGGAGGAGGACAUCAUCGACAUUCCUCAGCUCUUCUCUUAUGUUAGAGGCAAAGCCAUCGCGUUCUUCCCAGACAUGGUGAACAUGCUUGUUCUGGGGAAGUACCUGGGCAUUCCAAAGCCCUAUGGGCCUAUUAUUGAUGAGCAGUGCUGCCUGGAAGAGGAGGUCCGCCGUCUGCUGGGGCCGCUGGGAUUGGCCUGCAUCUUCAUUGACGACUACAAAACCUAUCACUUGUUCUAUGGCGAGGUCCACUGCGGCACCAAUGUCCGCCGGAAACCCUUCUCCUUCAAGUGGUGGAACAUGACCCCUUGAACAGAGGGGGCCCGCUUCCCUGCAGGCGAGGAAGAUGUUGGGGCAGCCACUGUGGCAGCUUGCACCACCCUUGCGCUUAUGUGCAUAAUCAGUCACUUUCCAAGGAACCUUGGCUGGUUCCCGUCGGUAACAAAUGAAGGUGUUUGCCAGACCCUUAUCCACCCUCCAGUGCCACGUGUCUUUGACCUGCUUCAAAAGCUGCGCUCACCCACUCUUUCACACUCCUCGGCCUUAAAUCUCCAGUUAUGGAGUCCACCAACACAUUUCAUGCCGAUUGGGUCCCUGGCUUCUUAAAACCAGACUGUUACAAGCUUCCUGGACGGGGACCCAAGUGCUGAAUGGGUGCCCUCUAGUGAAGGCACUCGUACUUCAAUCUGCAGUCUGAGCUACUGCAACCUGACUAGAUCUGCUGCUCUGCAAUGAGCCAGCUGUCCAAGACAAGUUCACAGGGGAACAGUCUUGCAUUGCAGGGGAUCUGUAGCCCCUCCCCUCCAGUCUGAAUCUUAGAGCAGACUAGUGUGAAUUUUGGAGCUGGGAUUUUUUUUGGGGGGGGGGAAGAGGAUGACAGAAUGGUGCUCGAUUGCCUGUUUUAUUUAGCGUUAGGUAGGUCCUUAUCCACAGACCAGAGGCAAGCUAGCAAUCAAGAUCCUGUUCCCAGUUCUAAGCUAUGCCAAUCCUUCAGAGACCCAGGUUCAAAGACAUGAGGCAGGGGGAGAAGGGGGUCAGUCCAGAAAUUUCUGUGUGGAGGAUCCUUCUUACUCUUCCCCUUUUGAGUGGCUGGCAUCGCAAAGGUGCACCUCUCUAAGGCUUAACAGAGUAUAAUGUGUGUGAGAAAUAUACAUUUCUUUGAGGGUUUUUUUUCAAACAAAUGAAUUAUGUAGUGGUUGAAUUCUAUACCUCUGUUGAUUUUUUUAAAGAAAAGCUUGCAAAUAUUUUUCUCUUGAAGAGUUUUAUGGGCUGUUUCAAUAAAGUUAUUAAGAGUU
This is a messenger RNA of Rhineura floridana, 3098 nucleotides long. RefSeq names its product protein-arginine deiminase type-3-like. Bases 127 to 2115 code for a protein of 662 amino acids. Gene Ontology annotation, molecular function: protein-arginine deiminase activity; calcium ion binding. Lineage: Eukaryota; Metazoa; Chordata; Lepidosauria; Squamata; Rhineuridae. The record is from RefSeq and is a predicted model, not a curated record. The transcript is spliced from 16 exons. Gene Ontology annotation, cellular component: cytoplasm.